This is a messenger RNA of Diaporthe amygdali, 2469 nucleotides long. Its product is annotated as peroxisomal long-chain fatty acid import protein. The record is from RefSeq and is a predicted model, not a curated record. Gene Ontology annotation, cellular component: peroxisomal membrane. Lineage: Eukaryota; Fungi; Ascomycota; Sordariomycetes; Diaporthales; Diaporthaceae. Gene Ontology annotation, molecular function: long-chain fatty acid transmembrane transporter activity; ATP hydrolysis activity; ATP binding. Bases 1 to 2469 code for a protein of 822 amino acids. The transcript is spliced from 2 exons. Gene Ontology annotation, biological process: fatty acid beta-oxidation; peroxisome organization; long-chain fatty acid import into peroxisome.
AUGGCGGGCCAAUCGACACUGCGGCGCUCAGCCGCCGAGGGCGCCAUUCUGGAGUUUGUCGAAAAAUACUCGGCCAUGAUCCGAACCCGCUUGCGCCAGACUUCGCGAACAACCCGCCUCCUCGCAACCCUCGCCCUCGUCUCUUCCAUCAUACUUGGCGCAGAGGGCUCCCGCCGCUGGUGGAAGCGCAGGAAGACAGAGAAAGAGCAGGGCUUCAAGCUCGUGAGAACCAACUCGUGGCUGCAUAACAAGGACGGCUCUCGCACCAUAUACGUCCCUUACAAAGACGGCACCUCCAAGGUUGUGAUCUAUACGACCAAGCCGUUGACUUUCGAGGCGCAUCGGAGGCUUUUCCUGAACCCGCCACGCGUCUCAGGCCUGGGCGAUGCCACCGUUCCAUCCGCGCAGACGAAGCCGGGCCUCAACCUGGCCUUCCUCCAUCAGUUUCUGAGCCUGAUGAGCAUCAUGAUACCGAGGUGGACGAGCAAAGAGGCAGGCCUGCUCGUCAGUCAUGGAGUCUUCCUCAUGCUGCGGACUUAUCUCUCGCUGGUGGUCGCCCGGCUUGACGGCGAGAUCGUCCGUGACUUGGUGGCUGGCAACGGCAAGUCAUUCAUCUGGGGUAUUGUCAAAUGGUGCGGCUUAGGAAGUUUUGCCUCCUACACCAACGCAAUGAUCAAAUUCCUCGAGUCCAAGGUAUCAAUCGCUUUCCGGACGAGAUUGACGCGGUACAUACAUGAUCUGUACCUCAACGACAAUCUCAACUACUACAAGCUAUCUAAUCUGGACGGCGGCGUCGGCCAAGGAGCAGAUCAGUACAUUACCCAAGAUCUGACCCUAUUCUGUGCUGCAGCUGCGAAUCUGUAUUCGUCCCUAGGGAAACCUUUCGUCGACAUCUGCGUCUUCAACUAUCAGCUCUACCGAUCUCUCGGGCCGUUGGCGUUGACUGGUCUGUUGAGCAACUACUUCUUCACUGCAUCCAUCCUUAGGCGCCUCUCGCCUCCAUUCGGCAAGCUCAAGGCUGUUGAAGGCGCAAAGGAAGGCGACUUCCGCAGCUUGCACGCUCGGUUGAUAGCCAACGCCGAGGAAGUAGCCUUUUAUGGCGGUGCAGAAAUGGAGAAGCACUUCCUUAACCGCGAGUUCAAAUCCCUCAAAAACUGGAUGGAAGGCAUUUACAUGCUCAAGAUCCGCUAUAAUAUCCUAGAGGACUUCAUUCUGAAGUACAGCUGGAGUGCCUAUGGUUAUCUUCUGUCCUCGUUGCCAGUCUUUCUCCCCGCUUGGGGAGGACUGGGCGGCGCGUCAGAGCUCUUGGACUCCGCCGAGAAGGGUGGCCGUGAGCGCGGCCGCAUGCAGAACUUCAUCACGAACAAGCGCCUCAUGCUCUCACUUGCCGACGCUGGUGGCCGCAUGAUGUACAGCAUCAAGGACCUGUCUGAACUUGCUGGAUACACCAGUCGUGUGUACACGCUCAUCUCAACUCUGCACCGAGCGCACGCCAACGCGUACUAUGCUCGGGGUAGACCCAACGAGUUGUAUUCCCUGAGUGAUGUCCAGGGCACGAUUCAGAAAGGCUUUGACGGUGUGCGGCUUGAGAACGUGCCUAUAGUGGCUCCGGCUCUGUGGCCACAGGGAGGCGACGAGCUGAUUGAUUCCCUCAGCCUGAUUGUGCGCCGCGGUGAGCACCUACUGAUAUCGGGCCCCAAUGGCGUCGGUAAGAGUGCCAUCAGUCGAGUCCUGGCAGGACUAUGGCCUGUGUACCGUGGUCUAGUCUCUCGGCCAAAGGCCAAUGGCGAGGACGGAAUCAUGUUCCUUCCGCAACGGCCAUACCUCAGCGUGGGCACGCUGCGGGACCAGGUCAUAUAUCCGGACGGCGAGGCAGACAUGCGCGAGAAGAGGAAGAACGAACACGAGCUCAAGAGUGUCCUCGAGGCUGCAAAGCUGGGGUAUCUCCCUGAUCGCGAGGGCGGCUGGGACACCAAGAAGGAGUGGAAGGAUGUCCUCAGCGGCGGUGAGAAGCAGAGGAUGGGGAUUGCGAGGCUGCUGUAUCAUGAGCCGCAGUACGCCUUCAUUGAUGAGGGUACGAGUGCGGUGUCGAGUGAUGUGGAGGGCCUGUUGUACGAGACUUGCAAGGAGAAGGGUAUUACACUCAUCACUAUUUCGACGCGAGCCUCCCUGAAGAAAUACCACACUUUCAACCUCGUGCUCGGCAUGGGUGAAAAUGGCGACGAGUGGGAGUUCGAGCGCAUCGGCACCGAGCGGGAGAAGAUGCACGUCGAGAGGGAGCUUCAAGAGCUAAGGGAGAGACUGGCCAAGGUUGAGGAGUGGAAGACAAGGAGGGACGAGAUCGAGAAGGAGCUGGCGCAGGUGUGGGUCGAGGGCGGCGACAGCCUGCAGCCUCCUGCAUACACGGAGAAGGAGGGCGGGCAAGGCACUGGCGCUCAUGAGCAGGGAAACGUGGAUGUACAGACAUAG